Molecule: messenger RNA, 9676 nt
Organism: Clunio marinus
Lineage: Eukaryota; Metazoa; Arthropoda; Insecta; Diptera; Chironomidae
Source: the annotation of a GenBank genome assembly
CGAGUUUUUAAUUAUUCUUUUCCUAAAUUUUUUAACAAAUUAAAAAGAUUUGGCAUCCAGAAGUUGCCUCGAGAAAGGACGUCGUCGUUCGCUUUCUCUAUGCUCACAGAUUGCCUUUCCUAAUCAUAAUUGAGACAAUUUAUAAGCAAACGAGUUGUUAUUGAGUGCCUACUGAAAAAAGAAACAAGACGAAAAUAAAUAGAGUAACAAAAUCAAAUUACAAGCGAAACAAUGAUGUUCGAUUGUUUAAAAGCUUUCAUGGAUUCCAUUGAAUUGCCAUGGCCGCACAACUAUCAUUGCGGAUCAGUUUGGAAGGUGGACGUGUUACAAAGACCAUUCAAUUUGAUCCCAGUACAACAGGAUAAAUUUGCUGAAGCAGUUCAAGGACAAGCCACCGAAUAUGGAUUGUUCCUUUCGGAUGAAGACAACCGACAAGGAGUUUGGUUGGAGCCAGGACGUAACCUCGGCUACUACUUGCUCCGAAAUCUUGAUGUACUUGAGUAUCGUCGAAAGUUGAGAACGUUGCGUGUGAGAAUGCUUGACGGUGCUUUAAAGACAAUUCUCGUUGAUGAUUCCCAAGCAGUUAAUCAAUUGAUGGUUGUUAUUUGUACAAAAAUCGGAAUAACCAAUCAUGAAGAAUACGGCUUGGUGCGUGAAGAGAAUGAAUCGCAAAAUGAGAAUCAACCGGAUAAUAAAUCCAAUUUUGGAACGUUGACAUUACGUCGUAAACUCACUGGUGAACGAGAUCGCGAUACGAAAAUGGAAAGCUUGAGAAAGAAGCUUCGAACGGAUGAUGAGAUUAAUUGGGUUGACAUAAGCAAAACGCUUCGUGAGCAAGGAAUUGACGAGAGUGAAACAGUUUUACUUCGUCGUAAAUAUUUCUACUCCGAUCAAAACAUCGAUUCAACAGAUCCCGUUCAACUUAACUUGCUUUAUGUGCAAGCUCGCGAUGCCAUUCUUGACGGAACACAUCCAGUGACACAAGACAAAGCUUGUGAAUUUGCUGGCAUUCAAGUGCACAUUCAAUUUGGUGACUUCAAUGACAAUAAACAUAAACCGGGAUUUUUGGAUCUUAAAGAGUUCUUGCCAGGCUCUUACGCUCGUGUCAAGAACAUCGAGAAGAAGAUUUUCGCUGAACAUCGUAAACACAUCAGUGUCAGUGAACUUGACGCCAAAGUUCUCUACACAAAAACAGCACGCGAACUGCCAACAUAUGGCGUCACAUUCUUCUUAGUAAAAGAGAAGAUGCAUGGCAAGAACAAGUUGGUGCCACGUCUUUUAGGUGUCACAAAAGAUUCUGUUUUACGUUUGGAUGAGAGAACUAAAGAAAUUCUCAAAACAUGGCCUUUGACAACUGUCAGACGUUGGGGUGCAUCGCCAAACACUUUUACGCUUGAUUUCGGUGACUAUGCGGAUCAAUAUUAUUCAGUACAAACAACUGAAGCUGAACAAAUUGUCCAACUUAUCGCUGGUUACAUUGAUAUCAUUUUGAAGAAGAAGAAAAGCAAAGAUCACUUUGGAAUUGAAGGCGAUGAAGGAUCGACAAUGGUGGAAGAAAGUGUUGCACCUUUCAAAGCUUCAAUCAUCCAACAAGAAAUCACGAAAGUUGGAAAAGUCAAUGAAGAAUCGGUUUAUAAGCCCGUGUUGAUUCGUGGCACUGAUGGUUCCCGACCUUACACCACUGUCGAUACCAACACACUUCAAUAUGGUGCCAUUGUUGGGCAGGUUAAUCUCGCCCAUCAACCACCAAUGUUGCAACAAACUCGUGUCAGUUCAAUUUUAACCGAACCACAACGUGCCUUACUUGGAUAUAUUUCAGCUGGUCAAGAAGCGAUAAGCAAAGCUGAACGUGAUUUGGAAACAAAAGCAGAAUUGCCACCACUUGGAACCGAUCCUGGUGCACUUGCAUGGCGUGAAGAGACACUUGAAACAUCGAAACAAGUCGUCACAAGUCAUUUGUCUAACAUGAAUGCAGCAACAGCACAAGUUGUCUCUGCAACAAAUGCUGACGACAUUGAUCAUGAUGCUGUUGGUGCUGCAGUCUCACAAAUUGCACAAUCAAUUCCGGAAGUUACAAAGGAAGUUCGCUUGAUUGCAGCUUUAAUGGAUGACGAUCACAGUGGCGAUAAAUUGUUAGAAGCAACCAGGAAGUUGUGCAACGCUUUCAGUGAUUUAUUGAAAGCCGCUGAACCAGAAGCAAAAGAUCCGCGCCAGAAUCUUUUCAAUGCUGCAAGUCGUGUGGGUGAAGCAUCCGGACAAAUUUUACAAUCAAUUGGCGAAGACAGCGAAGAAAGUCGUGAACUUCAUGACAUGUUAUUGGCUUUGGCGAAAGCUGUUGCUAAUACAACUGCUGCUUUGGUGCUUAAAGCUAAGUCAAUCGCAUCUGAAUGUGACGAUGAAGCGACAAGAACAAAAGUCAUUGGUGCUGCUAGUCAAGCUGCUUUAGCAACGAGUCAACUUGUUGCAUGUGCACGUGUUGUUGCACCAACCAUUCAAUCGCCAGCAUGUCGUGAACAAUUAGAAGCUGCAGCACGUGAAGUCGCUAAAGCUGUAACAAACUUGGUUGAAGUUUGUAAUGAUGCGUCAGAUAAUCAAGAAUUGAAAGGAGAUUUGAUGGCAGCAGCGAGAGAAGUUUCAAGAACUUUGAAUGAUUUGUUGGAGCACAUCAAGCUUUGUUCACAAGAGCGUGUGAUUGUUAGAGAAGAAAAUGCCAUGGAAAGUGUUUUAGUUGCAACUGAUAUGCUUGUGUCAUCAAGCGAUCCACAAGAAAUGAUUCGACAGGCUAAAGCUCUCGGACAAGCCACAGCUGAACUUAUAAAAUCGAUCAAAGGUGAAGCAGAACGUCAUGAAGAUUCAGAAAUUCAACGACGAUUGUUAGCAGCUGCUAAGCAACUUGCUGAUGCAACUGCCAAGAUGGUUGAAGCUGCUCGUCUUUGUGCAAGUUCACCACAUGAAUCCGCUCAUCAAGAUGCACUUCGCCAUGCUGCUGAAGAAUUGCGUGACAUCACAACAACAACAGCAAACACGCCGGCUUUGAAACGAAAACUGAUUCAACGUUUGGAACAAUGCGCUAAACAAGCAGCAUCAUCAGCAACGCAAUGCAUCAGUGCAGCACAAAAUGCAACAUCUUACAGUGAAGACAUUCAGACGAAGGAAAUUUUAAUUCAAGAUUGUCAACAAGUUGCUGAACAAAUUCCGAGAUUAGUUUCAAGUGUUAAAAACACUUUGGCACAUCCCGACGAUCAUUCAGCUCAAUUAAGUUUGAUUGAAGCGUCAGAACAGUUUGUUGAACCUGGCACACAAGUCGCAUCAUCAGCACGUAAUCUUCAACCAAGUGUUCGUGACCAUGCGGCUGCGUCACAUCUCAACAAAUCAUCAAUCACUUUGACACAUUCAAUUCAUGAACUUCGAUCAGCUGCUCAACGUGCACGCGAUGCAUGUGCUGGAAAUGAACUUGAAUCGGCUUUAGACGCGGUGAAAAACUUGAGAAAUGUUCUUGCUGAUACAAAGCGAGCUGCACGUGACGGUGCUUUGCGACCAUUGCCAGGUGAAACUGAAGAUGGAUGCUUCAAACUUUUAUCGUCAACAAGUAAUGGCGUCGAUGUUGCGAUGGUUCAACUUCUCUCAGCAGCAUCGCAAGGCAAUGGAAAUUAUGCUGGCGUUGCUGGACGUGACACAGCAUUGGCACUUGGUGAGUUCACAAAGUCAGUUCGGGGUGUUGCUGCAACAAGUAAGAACCAUUCAGUCAUUGAUUGUGCUGAUGAAGUCAUCAUUGAGUCAAUCAAAAUGAUUGAAGAAGCACAAAAAACACUUCAAAAUGUUGGCAAUCAGGAAUAUUUGUACACAUCAGCGAAACGUGUUAAGACAGCAUUGGCAAGAACACAAGAUUGUCUUCCAGGUCUUAAAGACAUCAGCGAAUCAUACGAGACCAUCAUUGAGUUGAGACAAAUUCUUGAUGUUGGUGAAUAUCCGCCAUCGAGUAAACCUUUCAAUCAUCUUCAAAAUGAUUUAAGAUCAGCUGCCAACAAUUUAAGUGCAGCUGGUGGACGCGUUGCGCAAGCUUAUGCAAGUCCAAUACAAUUAGCAAAUACAAGUCAAGAUUUCUGUGGUGCUUACAAAGAUUUACUGACAAUUACUUUGGAGAUGGCGGGACAAACAAAGGAAGAAUAUAAUCGGACAGUCAUUGUUGAUUCACUUCGUGGUGUUACAAACACAAGUGUCAGUUUACUUGGAACAGCUAAGAACGUCGCAACUGAUCAAUCAUAUCCGAAUGCAAAGAAUGAACUCGCGUCAGCAGCUCGUUUAGUCACAGAAAGCAUCAACAAAUUGGUUGAUGUUUGUACACAAUCAGCGCCUGGUCAAAAGGAAUGCGACAAUGCCAUUCGAUCUAUUGAAGCUUUACGUCCAUUAUUGGAAUCACCCCAUGAAGCACUCACCGAUCAAGGAUAUUUCGAUUGUCUUGAAACUGUUAUGGGAAAGAGUCGAACACUUGGUGAUGGAAUGACUGGAAUUGCAAAUAAUGCAAAACAUUCGCAACAUGUUGAAUUUGGUCAUGCUGUUAAUUCAGUUUCGGAAUCAAUUCGUGGAUUGAUUGAAUCAGCAGCGCAAGCUGCAUAUCUUGUUGGUGUUUCGAAUCCAUCGAGUGCUGCUGGUCGUCCAGGACUUGUUGAUUCGUCAGCAUUUGCACGAGCAUCGCAAGCAAUUAGACAAAGUUGUGAUGUGUUGAAAGGACCAUCAAGUACACAACAACAAGUGUUGUCAGCUGCAACAGUCAUUGCUAAACACACAUCAGCUUUAUGUAAUGCUUGUCGCAAUGCCAGUGCCAACACACAAAAUCCCGUCGCUAAACGUCAUUUCGUUCAAUCAGCGAAAGAUGUUGCGAACUCAACAGCAGCGCUUGUCCGUGAAAUCAAAGCAUUGGAUCAAGAUUACAAUCCAACAGCAAGAAUGCGAUGUUCGAAGGCAACUGAACCAUUGCUUGAUGCUGUUCAAUCGCUUUGUCAAUUUGCAUCGUCGCCUGAAUUUAUUUCGAUUCCAGCGAAGAUUUCAGCUGAAGGCAGACGUGCACAAGAACCGAUUUUAUCAGCUGGUCGUGGAAUUCUUGAUGGCGCUGUUGAAAUGGUGAAGACAGCAAAAACUUUAGCUGUGACACCAACAGAUCCACCAAUUUGGCAAGAACUUGCAAUUCACAGUAAAUCUGUUUCGGAAUCGAUCAAAAAACUCGCUUCAAGCAUUCGUGAGAAAGCUCCUGGUCAACUUCAAUGUGAGUCAGUGAUUGAAACUCUCAAUUCAUGUUCACGUGAACUUAAUUCAGCAUCGAUGGCGAUUGGAAUUGAAGGACUUCCACCAAAGAAGGAGAACAACUUGCAAGGUUUCACUGGUCAAGUGUUGAACUCUGCCAGUGAACUUGUUGACAAGCUUGAACCUGUCAAGUCGUCAGCUAAGAAGAAUGCUGAAACAUUGGGACAUGCUGUGAAUCAAAUUGCAAGACAAAUUGUUCCACUUACGACGGGAACCAUUGGAGCUUCAUCUCAUGUUGUUCAUUCGGGUCAACAAACAGUUCUCAUUGAUCAAGCAAAAUCGAUUGUUGAAAGUUCGAUUCAAUUGGUUCAGAUUGCUAAGGAAGCUGGUGGAAAUCCUCGUGCUGCACAUCUUCACAGUGAUUUAGAUGAAUGUGUUGAAUCAACAAGAGAAGCAAUUCUUGAAUUAAAUUCAACAGUUGAACGUUUAUCAACAGAAAAUGGCGUCGUCACUGGAUUAAUUGAACAAAUUUCAAGAUCAAUGUCACGCAUUACUGACAAGCGUCAAUCAUUUUUGGGAACAUCAUUGAAUGAAACAUUUGUCGAUUAUCAAACGCGAAUGGUCCAAUCAGCGAAAGAAAUUGCACGUUAUGCAAAUGAAAUCAAUUCUAAAGCCGCUUUUGAUCCUUCGAAACUAGCUCCAUUAAGUGUUGAAAUGACAAGACAUUAUACACAAUUAGCUCAAGAUUCAAUUGGAGCAUCUUCGUUGACAACUUCGCCAGAUGUUUCGAUUCGUAUUAAGACAACUGUUCAAGAUUUGGGACGAUCGGUGACUCAUUUGAUUCAAUCAACUGGUGGUGUAAGAAAAGAUGAUCCAAAUAGUCUUCAAGAAACAUCUAAAGGAGCUCGCGAUGUGUCUGAAAAAGUGUCACAAGUUUUAGCAGCACUUCAAGCUGGUUCACGAGGGACACAAGCUUGUAUUAAUGCUGCAAGCACAGUCGCAGCUAUUAUCGGUGAUUUGGACACGACAAUUAUGUUUGCUGCUGCUGGAACACUUCAUUCUGACAAUGAUGGUCAAUUUGGUGAUCAUCGUGAACAUAUUUUGAAGACCGCAAAGGCUCUCGUUGAAGAUACAAAAGUUCUUGUCGCUGGUGCUGCUGGUACACAAGAUCAACUUGCAUCAGCUGCACAAAAUGCUGUUUCAACGAUUGUUCAACUUGCUGAAGCAGUGAAACGUGGUGCAGGUUCACUCGGAUCUGGUCAACCUGAUUCACAAGUUAUGGUCAUGAAUGCUGUUAAAGAUGUCGCUGCAGCUUUAGGCGAUCUCAUAAAUAGCACAAAAUUGGCAUCUGGAAAGCCAAUUCACGAUCCAGCCAUGAAUGAUUUGAAAGAAAGUGCCAAGCAAAAGGUUGAUGGUGACGACAGUAGCGUUGAUUGGUGCCGAUCAGAUCGAGAUGAAGACUUGAUUGAUAAGAUGUCGAAGCCCAUUGUCAUGGUGAUGAAUGUGACAUCAUUGCUGAAGACAGUGAAAGCUGUUGAAGAUGAACAUACAAGAGGAACACGUGCCAUGGAAGCAACGAUUGAAGCAAUUUCCCAGGAAAUCAAAUCCAUGCAGUAUUCAGACACCAACAGAAGUUCCGCAAUGCCAUCAACGCCUGAAGAUUUGAUUCGUGUAACGAAGAAUGUGACAGUUGCAACCGCAAAAGCUGUCGCUGCUGGUGCAAGUAACUCACAAGCUGACAUCACUGCCGCUGCUAAUAUCGGCCGUCGUACAAUUUCUGAAAUGUUGUCAGUUUGUAAAUCUGUCGCAUGGAAUUGUGCAGAAACGCCUGACUUACGUCAAAGAACACUUGACGCUGGUGCAGCUGUUGGAAUUUCCUAUCGUGAUCUCCUUGAAGGUGUCUUGCGUGGAUGUUCAGCAGAUGAAAGAAUGCAGUUAUCAAGACGUGUCGCUAAAUGUGUCACUGACUUAGUCGGCAUGGCACAACUUCUGAAAGGAUCCGAUUGGGUUGAUCCUGAAGAUCCAACGGUAAUUGCUGAAAAUGAGUUACUUGGCGCUGCUGCUUCCAUUGAUGCUGCUGCUAAAAAGUUGGCUAGUUUAAGACCCCGAAGACAACCCGAUGUCAAGCAAGCUGAUGAAAACAUGAAUUUCGAUGAGAUGAUUUUAGAAGCAGCUCGAGCAAUCAUGGCUGCAUCAUCAGCUCUUGUUCGUGCUGCAAACGCUGCUCAACGUGAGUUGAUUGAUCAAGGAAAAGUAGCGAAACGUCCUUUGAUGUCAUCAGAUGAUGGUCAAUGGUCUGAAGGUCUCAUUUCUGCUGCUCGUCUUGUAGCUGCUGCUACUCACAGUCUCGUUGAAGCUGCACAAAAUCUCGUUCAAGGUGUUGGAACUGAGGAGAUGUUGAUAUCGUCAGCUAAGCAAGUUGCAAGUUCAACAGCUCAAUUAUUAAUCGCAUGCAAAGUAAAAUCAGAUCCAUGUUCGCAAACUGGUCGAAGACUACAAGAAGGUGGAAAUGCUGUCAUUAAAUCAACUGACAAUCUUGUCAGAGCUGCACAACAAGCAAUUGAAGGUGAAGAAGAACAUACACUUCGACUUAAUCGAAAUAUGGUUGAUGGAAUGGCACAAGAAAUUAAUGCAAGAUCAGAAGUUCUGAAGAUGGAACGUCAACUUGAAGAAGCGAGAAAUAAAUUGACAGCAAUCAGACAUGCGAAAUAUCGUCAAAGAACAGCUGCUGGUUAUGCAACAGACGACAGUGACUUUGAAGGUGGAAACACGAGUGGAGCUUCAGGAUAUGGAGCUGGGUUUGCUUCACCAUCGCCAACUCACAUGACUCGUUCAGGUAACGCCACUUCACCAUCGCCAGGAAGCUUUCAAAAUCAACAGUCAAUGAACCAAUCGACGACUAAUUACGAACAACAUAAACGAUCAAACUUAUUGACAGCCAAUGCUGUUCCCAAACCUUACAACUCUUCCAUUCUUUCAUCGGGAACUCCAUCACCUCAACCACCUACGCCAAUGUCACCUUUACACAAUCGAUCAUAUGAAACAACUGUCAUUACAAAUCCAAAUCUUAACACUCGAUAUGAUAAAUCAAAAUUGGAGCAAUGUGUACAAGAUUUGCAUGAGAAGACAUUCGGAAAAGAUUCGCCUGUAAAUAGUUUCAGCACGUUCAAGACAACAACAACGACCAGUGGUGGUGCACCGCAUGAUGGUAAACAGAACUAUGAAGGAUACACAACAAGAUACGAAACAAGAACCUUCCAAACAAAUGAUGGACAACCAAUUAGCAAUCUAAACCAGGACUUUUCACGUCUAGCAUUGACAAGUCCAUCAAAUGGAUUAAAUGGUCAAACAUCAACACUUCAUUCUUCCAGCUCUACACAGUCGUCGCAUCAGAAAAUCUUCCAAAAGAUGGAAGUUAAAGAGACACGUAACAUGACAUCUUCAACAGAUAACAGAAGUUAUCGACUUCAGUAAACUUUCUUAUUCUCUUUCGAAGAAACAAUUACCUAAUAUUUAAAAAUGUCACAAGAUAAAUACACAAAAGUGCCAGAAACAAAAGAAACAUUAUAAAAGAAAUAAUAACACGAAUUUUGUGGCCUUCCUAAGCUGUUUUUCUGGCAAAAUUUCUUAAAUUAAAAAUUCUUCGCAACUUAGCGUGUUUUGAUUAGAACUCACAUGAUGUGCCUAAUUUUAUAUUUUAUGUAUAGAAAGCGAGAUAUCGCUUUCAUUUAACGAAAAAUUAAAAACAUUUUUGCCAACAAUAUUUGUGCCAUUAAAUAAAAAGAAAUAUUAACGAAAGAUUUUACAGGAUAUUUUCGCACUUUUAAAUUUUAAUACAUACUACAAGUAUGCUCGAAACUUCCUUCGAUUCUUCAAUAUUUACAAUUAAUUAUUUUAGAAAUCUUCUUCAAAUUAUAAACUUAAUUUUUUCCGUCAUCAAUUCAAAUGAAUUUUAAGGUGUUGGAAAAUUAAAGUCCUUAAAGAGGGGAAAAGAAAGAAGGGGAAGAAAAUGAAAAGGGGUUGAAAACUUUUAACAAAGUUAACAUCAAAACCUAUUUAAAUUGACGAGAUCAUUUCCCCUUCCUCUUCCCCAUGGCCCAAGUAAUUAACCAAAAGUAUCGUGAAAGUUUUCAGUGUUUUUCUUCAAUCAUUUUUUUAAAAUUAAUUUGUAAAUUGAAAUAAUAAAUAUUUUUGAACAGUUUGUCUUACUCUAAUUAAAAAAAGGUCUACUUAUUCUUCACAAUUUUAAUAUUUUUUUAAUAACAAGAUUUAUAAAAAAAUAAUAAUUAAGAAUGAAAACAUUUUUAAUUAGCUUAUCUAAUGUAGAAGACAGAAGCUUCAUGCUUUCGUCAAGGUUUUUUUGUAAAUUUAUUUCGAGAUGAAUUAAAGAAACUUAUGUCCAAUAAAUAUUUCUUUAUUAACAAUUAUAAAAAUA